Molecule: messenger RNA, 3110 nt
Organism: Gasterosteus aculeatus aculeatus (three-spined stickleback)
Lineage: Eukaryota; Metazoa; Chordata; Actinopteri; Perciformes; Gasterosteidae
Product: ras-related protein Rab-37
Molecular function (GO): GTPase activity; GTP binding
Source: RefSeq, a predicted model, not a curated record
UCCCAGUAGCCUCACCCCCUCCCGCCUGUAUCUUAUUCGGCUACGUGCGAUCACGACAAGCCUUUUAAAGUAAAGAGGAGAAGGCUGCAUGGGGAGGGAGAAGGAGAGAGACGGAGCUGCGUGUUUUGUCAGCCCUCAUUCUCCUCACCGGGCUCCUCCGUUGUCACAAUAAAGCGCGCAUGGAGGACGGAAGGAUGGAGCGGAUGGAGUCCAUGGAGCCGAUCUCGGCGCACUACACCACGGCGUACCCGGAGAUCCAACCCGACAGCGGGUACGAAUCCAAAGAGACCGCCGACGGCCAGGCGAAGUCUCCCCCGGCGCCGAUGUACGACGAAGACUUCGUACACAAGACAAUCUUGGUUGGGGACAGUGGAGUUGGAAAGACAUCACUGUUGGUGCAGUUCGAUCAGGGGAAGUUCAUCCCCGGCUCCUUCUCUGCUACAGUGGGCAUUGGAUUCACGAAUAAAGUGGUGACUGUUGACGACGUGAAGGUCCGACUACAGAUCUGGGACACAGCAGGGCAGGAAAGGUUCAGGAGUGUGACGCAUGCGUAUUACAGAGACGCACACGCUUUGCUCCUCCUGUACGACAUCACCAGCAAAACCUCCUUCGACAACAUAAGGGCCUGGUUAACAGAGAUCCACGAGUACGCACAGAGCGAUGUAGUCAUCAUGUUGCUGGGCAACAAGACGGACAUGAACAGUGACCGGGCCAUCAGGAGAGACGAAGGAGAGCGGCUGGCCCGAGAGUACUCGGUUCCCUUCAUGGAGACCAGUGCCAAGACGGGGGUGAACGUAGAGCUGGCCUUCACCGCUGUUUCCAAGGAGCUGAAGCACCGAGCCGUCCAGCAUCCCAACGAGCCCAAGUUCCACAUUCACCAAUACAUCGAAGCACAAAAGGAGAAGUCGGGCUGCUGCAGCUACUUUUAGUCUCCUCUGCUGAGCCGAAGCCCUAUUAACUCAAUGCUGCUCCCAGAACACGAUGCUGCCAUUUAUUUAAAGCCAGAAGAACCAACCAAGCUACCACAAAAAGCAAGGUUUUUAUUUGGCCCUCUACGAUGUUAACACACACACUACAUAUUUGCCAUAGACAUUUAAUCAAAGUGUUUUAAUUGUUUGAGAGUAAAGUAAAGCCGAAUGCCUUCUGCUGUGAGAGUUGGAUAAAAUCAAACCAUUCUUGUGUUCUGUCGGACCUGGUUAGCCGGUUAGCAUAAAUGCUAAAGGAAACCGCUAGCCUAGCUCUGUCCGUCUGUUUUUUCUGCCAUAACGACUGACCGAGCACUUAAUGCAGAUGAUCAUAAUUUGUAAUAAUAAGUUACAUUACUUGUAAACCUUUCAAAACACAAACUAUGUGUGUUUUUUUUUUUACAUAUUUUAUUUUUUGCGCUGCUACUUGAUUGUGUCCGCUGCGCAUGCUAACAUUAGCUACUUAGCAAUAAAUACAAACAGGUGCGGCUAGUUGGAAUACCAUGUUGUAUUAUUAUUGUGGUAAUAGUUCAUAAACCAAUUAUUUUCUAACUUACAAUUUGGAAGCCCCGACUUAUCAUCAACAAAGUUAUUUUAGCUCCUCCAAAGUGAAACGUGAACUUCUUUACCAGGUCAGAUUUCAUUGCAAUCCAUUCAAUAGUCAAUCAAUUUUACUAACGUAACUUGAGAUUGAUAUCAAUCUUCUCAUCUAACUAAUUCUAUCAUUCCUUGUUUGAAUAAUUAGUAUUUUCCUCGUCAGACUCUGACUAUGACAAAGGAUUUUUGUUCUGCUAAUAAACUUAACGCCAUACACCCUCCCACCGCUGUCACGAGCAAGACGACGGCACGCCGUCAGAGCGGACAUACUUCUGCAACAAAUCCUCACGUUGUUACAACCUAAGCCUCUGAGAUCCAGACGAGGGCCGCGCGCUGUGUCGUGGAUGCCAUUCAAAGACAAGCCUACGGACAAAAGCCCGUCUGUUCGUAACCCGGUCAGACGGGCUGAAGUGACUGCCGGCUGUCGCCAACGCCUCGCUGACUCACCAGAAGCUCCGGGACACAGCUGGGCAUCCAACGUGAGGACUGUUAUCACAACUCUAUUUAUGAACAUGCGGAGGAAUGCAAAUGUUUUGGUCACCAAAUGUCUCUGGAAGAUCAUCCUCGCAGAAGACCAAAUGUCACACAUGAGCUGUUUGACAAUUAUCAGAUUCUUAAUUUGGUCCAUCAUAUAGGAAAUGUCUAUGUACAUAAUUUACCUAUGAGUCAAGUACGUAAUUUGUAUCUAUUUUUAUGGCUUGACUGUGGAUUUUAAACUUGAGUUGAAUGUUUACUGUAUUGCAUGUAUACAUGGUACAUGGUAUACCAGAUCUGUUUUAUAUUUGAAUAAGGACGAACAAAAAUCAUAGACAAAUAAUGAGCAUUUUUGCUCUCAUUUAAACUCAGGGUUGAAUUUUGAUUUAAAAUAUAUCUAGUAUAUAAAUUCCCAUCAUCAACACCUUAAAAGCUGCAUUGAUGGAUGAAGUUUUCUUGGCCACUUAUUGCUACAUUCAUUUAGAGGUGAGUGUCUUUGCUCGGUUUUGGUCUCCACCGAGUCUCGAGCAGAACGUCUGGCUCUUGAGCUGCUCAAUGCUGCUCUGUGUUCAGCAGCUACUCUAUCUGCCAGUCCUUUUGAAAAACACCAACAGUAUGGGGGUUUUAGGCAAUAACGCCAGCCGUCCAAACCGAUUACUUCUUAUGACGACGCUGAAAAGCUACAUGAGCUGAGGGGAACAAGGAGUUGGUUCAUAAUUCCCCCAAGGUCGUAACUUUCAGACGUUGAUCAAUUGGUAACAUAAAAUCAGCUAACAGUGCCGCUUGGAGAAACUAAUGAUGUCAAAACAACAGCUCUAAGUUCAUGUGUUUACUUCGACACAAGCAAGUGUCUUAUAUUUAGUUUGCGGCAUGCAGUGCUCUUCUCAAAAUGUUUCUUAUUGGCAAGUUGUUGUGAGGAUGCUCAAGUCUGUUCAUAAUCCCUAAGAAAACAAAUUUGAUUAUUGCCUUCUGAUCUUGUACACAUUUACCAGUUGCUUCUGGUCGGACCACGCUGCCAAAAGUCGUCUUUGAUCUGUUGUAUGCUGAAUAUCAAAUAAACUAUUUUUAAGUGAG